Molecule: messenger RNA, 3188 nt
Organism: Biomphalaria glabrata
Lineage: Eukaryota; Metazoa; Mollusca; Gastropoda; Planorbidae
Product: alkaline phosphatase-like
Exons: 15
Coding region: 221-1807 (528 amino acids)
Biological process (GO): dephosphorylation
Molecular function (GO): alkaline phosphatase activity
Source: RefSeq, a predicted model, not a curated record
AGGUCAGCAUGUCACGUCUUAGCAGAGUUGUACACUCUCCAGUGGACAGCAGCAGGAACUGCUAGCGUGGGGGUAUGUCCACGUGUGUUUGGUCCAAAUUCUUAACAGUUCCACCUGACCUAAUAUCUGAACCAAUUGAGGGCCAGGAGUUGGACUGGUUGUCAGAGGCUAUUUGAAACGCGUACCAUUGACGCAAUUUAUAGCUUGAAAGACUAAAAGUAUGAAGCUCAUUGUGUCAACGUGGACAUUUCUUGCUAGCUGCGUGUUGGCAUACAAUGAACAGAAGGAGUACUGGCUGCAAGAUGGGAUAGAUGGAAUACAGUCUAUCUGGCAGAUGAAACCGAACUAUAAAAAGGCCGACAACCUCAUUCUGAUGGUUGGUGAUGGUAUGGGACUGUCCACCAUCACUGCUGGUAGAAUUUAUCAAGGUCAAAAGAAGGGCAAGAGUGGAGAAGAGAACAAGCUGACAUUUGAACAAUUUCCUUACCUGGCACUUUCUAAGACUUACAAUGUAGACCGCCAAGUCCCAGACAGUGCUGCCACAGCAGUUUCCAUGGUGACUGGAAUCAAAGUAAACUAUGGGACUCUGGGAGUCAGUAUUGAUGUACCCUUUGAGAAAGACUGCAAAAAUUUCACAGACAGCACAAAGCUGAAAACGGUGUUGGAUUACGCUCUGGAGGAAGGAAAGUCUGUUGGUAUUGUGACGACUACAAGAAUAACUCAUGCUACCCCAGCAGCUGCAUAUGCCCAUACACCCCACAGAGAUUGGGAAGGUGAUUUCAACAUAGAAGCAGCAAACUGUAGCCAUGUCAAGGACAUAGCUUAUCAGUUAAUAAUGGAUAAUCCAAAUAUACAAGUAAUAAUGGGUGGAGGGAGAAGACAUUUCAUGAACAAUACAACACCUGAUCCUGUGAGUGGAUAUGGUCAACGAUCUGAUGGCUUGGAUCUUAUACAGGCAUGGAAGAAUGAUAAGUCUACCAGAAAUGUGAAACAUCAAUAUGUUUAUGACAGACAACAGCUAAAAGAUGUUGAUGUGGCCCAGACAGACUAUUUAUUUGGUUUGUUUGCACCCAGUCACAUGAGUUAUGAGGCAGACAGACUACCAUCUAGUGUUGAACCAACUCUGACAGAAAUGACAGAAAAAGCAAUUCAAAUCCUAAAGAAAAAUCCUAAAGGAUAUUUUCUACUUAUUGAAGGUGGAAGAAUUGAUCAUAGCCAUCAUGAGAAUGGUGCCAAGAGAGCUUUAGAAGAAGUGGUAGAGUUUGAUAAUGCUGUGGCCAAAGUGAAUGAGCUGACCUCACCAGAGAACACACUGACUGUGGUCACUGCAGACCAUUCUCAUGUCUUUGCAAUAGCUGGCUACCCUACAAGAGGAAAUAAUAUCCUAGGCUUGGUGGAUAGCGUUUCUAAUUCAGAAUUACCAGAGGACAAAAUGCCUUAUCUGACUUUGGGUUAUCUGAAUGGUCCAUAUAGCGAGAGGGUCAAUUUAACAGGAGUGGACACAACAACUAAUAAUUUUAGACAACCUGGCUGUAUUCAAAUGUCAUAUGAAACUCAUGGUGGAGAAGAUGUGAUUAUUUAUGGAAAAGGUCCCAUGGCCCAUUUAUUGCAAGGUACUAAGGAACAGUCUUAUAUAGGACAUGUCCUGAUGUAUUCUGCCUGCAUUGGAGUCUACAAAGACAACUGUGACCUGAUCAAGAGAAGUUGGAUGGUUGAUCCACAGACACUACUUUGCAGUGCUAUUAUUCCCAAACCAUCAAUGUUGAUUUUGUUGACCAUUUUUAUAGUUAUAUUUAGAACUGCAUAAUUUAAUCAAUGUGAUUGUUUUUGUUGUUUGAUUUCAACCUUUUUACAUAUGCUUUUCUUUUAAUCCUUUGUAUGUAGGCUGUUUUAUUUUGUGCAUGUUGUAACAUAAAUUACAUGAACUACAAAUGCUAAAAAAAAUUAGGAAACAAAGUCAUUAUUUUAAUGUUAGGUAUAUUUUUGUAUACUGUUACAUUUAUAGUCCAUUAAAACAUGAAUGCUCAUCUUUAUGGGAUAACAUUUAAGAUUUUAAAAAAAUGAUAAAAAAGGGGAGAUAAUAGUGAAAAUGCAUACAUGGUGUGUAAACAAACAUCUAGAGCAGUAAGUAUUCUUAUACAUGCAUUUAUAUAACAGUUAUCCUUUUGUCUAAACAUUUUUUUGACUAAAGUUUUAAUCUAAAAUUUACAUUGGCUAAUAUUUAGCCAGUGUGAAGAAUUUACUAGUAUCUGAUUUUUUUUUUCUCAUAUCUAGAGUUAGCUCCCUCUCAAGUCUAAAAUUAUUUCCCAUAUCUAUAGUCAUCUCUAUCUCAAAGAUAAAUGAUAAAUGUCAAUUUUUGUUUUAGUUUUUAAUAUGUAUAUCAAAAACCAGAUACUUCUAUUUAACAAAAAAGCUUUUAGUCUUUCAUUAAACAUAAUAUGUCAUAGGGUAAGAUGAAUAGUUUACAAGCACACAAUGGUAUCAUGCUACCAGCACAAUUAUGAGCUACUUUCUCUUCCUCAGUAAAUAAUUUAGAAAACUCAGGGACAUUUUAUGUAGUGUGAUAGGCCUUUAGUGUGCCAUAUGUAUAGGCCUUCUGUUGAAUAGUUUCCUUCAUUCCUUUCAGCUGCCAUUAUACAACAUCCAUUUCUUAAUGUUGCUUUCUUAUCAAUUCUAUUGCAAGCCUUCUCUUUCUUCCUUCUAGUCAAUAUGUUACAGUAAGUCUGAUGCUAUUUCAGCUCUAAGGGGAAAAACACUUUGGAAUUCAAGACCUAAAUUUAUUUAUGUCUCUUAAUAAAGCAGUGAUAAAAUAUCUUCCUUUUCAUUUGAAUUGAAAAGAUAGUAUUGUUAUAUCAGGUCAAUAUUUUUUUCAAUCUUAUUAUAGUUUCAUUAGCUUACUGUUCUUGUUUGUUUCAUGGCUAGGUUGAUAUCAUGUGAAAGGAUUUUAUAAUGAAUAUGUAUGAUAUUAAAAUUGAGAAUUUUUGUUUUGGCUUUGUCAGGGUCAAAGCUAUUCUAUUGAUAAUUCAUUGAUCUGUUUUAAUUUUAUUGCCAUAAUCAGCUCAAAAUCAAACCAACUCAAAGCAAUGUACAUGUUGAUAUGUUUAAAAUGUGUUGUUUUUUUUUUGUUUAUUGUAUAUCAUUCUAUGUAAAUGCCAAAGAAAACAAAAUAAAGUAUUUAAUUAAUGUAA